AUGCAGCAGCAGCAUCAAGUGGUUGGACAGCAGCGUCAGCCUCCAGCACAGGCCUGUCAGUUUCAGGUGUCAACUCCUAUCGACACACAGCAGCAGCAAUCCACAAAUCUAGCUCCUCCUAUGUCAGCAAAUAUACAAUAUCUACAGAUAUUGGCGACGCAGCAGCAGCAUCAAUCAGAUGGCCAGCAGCACCAGCCCACAGCACAGGCCACUCAGCAACAGGCGUCAACCACUGCUGACAGUCAGCAGCAGCAAUCUCAGACUCCACUAUUGGCGGAGCUGAAUCAGCAUCAACUGGCUGGCAAGCAGCAUCAGCCCGCAGCACAGGUCUCUCAGCCACGGGCCUCAUCUUCUGGUGUCACUCAGCAGCAGCAAUUUGCAAUUCCAGCUCCACCAAUGUCAGCAAAUAUUCAAUAUUCUCAGCGAAUAAAGGCACAGCAGCAGCAUCCCACAGCACAGGCCUCUCAGCUACGGGCUUUAUCUUUUGCUGACACUCAGCAACAGCAACCUGCAACUCAUGCGCCAUCAAUUGGCGGAAAUAGUCUAUCUCUACAGAUAUUGGCGGAGCUGAAUCAGCACCAACUGACUGGCCAGCAGCAUUAG
Drosophila willistoni is the source of this 603-nucleotide messenger RNA. RefSeq names its product mediator of RNA polymerase II transcription subunit 15-like. The coding region runs from base 1 to 603 and encodes 200 amino acids. The record is from RefSeq and is a predicted model, not a curated record. NCBI's taxonomy places the organism in Eukaryota, Metazoa, Arthropoda, Insecta, Diptera, Drosophilidae. The transcript has 2 exons.